AUGAUUGCUCCAAGGUCUUUUGUGUCUGGUCAACCGAAAUCUGUGCUGCAGGGUCUGGAACACCUGUUGGGCGAGCCUGUGCAGUGCCAGAUAAUCUCUGAGCCUGGGCUUGUGCUUGCAUUUGCAGAACUCUCUGUGCCAAAGCAGCUUGGUCAACACCAGCGUUCAGAGCAGGAGGAGUCGCCACAGCCUCAUUCGCAACACCAGCUGCAACACCAGCUGGAGUUGAGAUCGAAGAUGGGAUACCAGAUGGAUUAA
Molecule: messenger RNA, 258 nt
Organism: Ogataea philodendri
Lineage: Eukaryota; Fungi; Ascomycota; Pichiomycetes; Pichiales; Pichiaceae
Exons: 1
Coding region: 1-258 (85 amino acids)
Source: RefSeq, a predicted model, not a curated record